CAAAAGCAUCGGCUCAAGUGGAGACCAGUAACCAUACACAUUCAUACGUUUUCUUACAAGAUAAGAUAAGAUAAUGUUAUUUCUACACCUUUCUUUAAUCCUGUGGCAGUUAACGACGAUAUCAUGAAAUCUUGAUCCUUUUGAUCAUUAGUGGUUUAUGCAUCUUGCGGUUCUCACUAUAUAUAGAUGACCAUAACAGUAGACAAACAAGUAAGUAAGAGAAAAGAGCAAAAAAGAAGUUGAAGUGUUAGUAAUGGCGUCCUCUAUGCUUUCCUCCGCCGCUGUGGUUACCUCCCCGGCUCAAGCCACAAUGGUCGCUCCAUUCACCGGCUUGAAGUCUUCCUCUGCAUUCCCAGUCACCCGCAAGGCCAACAAUGACAUUACUUCAAUCACUAGCAACGGAGGAAGAGUUAGCUGCAUGAAGGUGUGGCCACCAGUUGGAAAGAAGAAGUUUGAGACCCUCUCUUAUCUUCCUGACCUUUCCGACGUUGAGUUGGCUAAGGAAGUCGACUACCUUCUCCGUAACAAGUGGAUUCCUUGUGUUGAAUUCGAGUUGGAGCACGGAUUUGUCUACCGUGAGCACGGAAGCACACCCGGAUACUACGAUGGACGUUACUGGACAAUGUGGAAGCUUCCAUUGUUCGGAUGCACUGACUCUGCUCAAGUGUUGAAGGAAGUCCAAGAGUGCAAAAAGGAGUACCCUAACGCCUUCAUCAGGAUCAUUGGAUUCGACAACAACCGUCAAGUCCAAUGUAUCAGUUUCAUCGCCUACAAACCACCAAGCUUCACCGAUGCUUAA
This is a messenger RNA of Eruca vesicaria subsp. sativa (arugula), 799 nucleotides long. The record is from the annotation of a GenBank genome assembly. NCBI's taxonomy places the organism in Eukaryota, Viridiplantae, Streptophyta, Magnoliopsida, Brassicales, Brassicaceae.